AUGCGCCCGGGCACAAGCAGCCUUGUACACGCGAUACGUACUGCAGCUCCAUUGACCCGGCGACUGCAGCCCACCGCCUCUCCGAUCCUGGCCCUCACUCGCUGUUCGCCCGCGCUUCGUCGCACAUCAGUGACAGUGGCUCCCCCCACUAAACAAGCCCCUCCCUCUUCUUCUCUCUCUUUCUCUCCUUCCUCUCCUUCUUCCCCCAUCCCGCCCACUUCAGCAGCUCGAAUUGAUCGUUCGAUUGCUUCCGUAACAAGCCGUGCCGCUCUACUUUCAAGACACUUUGCUACCGCCGCUACCCCGCCGUCUUCCACAAUGUCCUACACCGUCCGCAAGAUCGGCCAGCCCUACACCCUGGAGCACAGGGUGUACAUCGAGAAGGAUGGCCAGCCUGUCUCUCCCUUCCACGACAUCCCCCUCUACGCCAAUGCUGAGAAGACCAUUCUCAACAUGGUCGUUGAGAUCCCCCGCUGGACCAACGCCAAGCAGGAGAUCUCCAAGGAGGAGUUCCUCAACCCCAUCAAGCAGGACACCAAGAAGGGCAAGCUCCGUUUCGUCCGCAACUGCUUCCCUCACAAGGGUUACCUCUGGAACUACGGCGCCUUCCCCCAGACCUGGGAGGACCCCAACGUUGUCCACCCCGAGACCAAGGCCAAGGGUGACAACGACCCUCUCGACGUCUGCGAGAUCGGUGAGCUCGUCGGCUACCCCGGUCAGGUCAAGCAGGUCAAGGUUCUCGGUGUGAUGGCUCUGCUCGAUGAGGAGGAGACCGACUGGAAGGUCAUUGUCAUUGACGUCAACGACCCCCUUGCUCCUAAGCUCAACGACAUUGAGGAUGUUGAGCGCCACCUCCCUGGCCUCCUCCGUGCCACCAACGAGUGGUUCCGUAUUUACAAGAUCCCCGACGGAAAGCCCGAGAACCAGUUCGCUUUCUCUGGUGAGGCCAAGAACAAGAAAUACGCCGAGGAAGUCAUCCACGAGUGUGCCGAAGCCUGGGAGAAGCUCGUUACCGGAAAGUCUAACCGUGGCGACAUCAGCCUUGCCAACUCCACUCUCGACAACUCUGACAGUGCCGACUCCUCCAAGCUCGCCAGCAUCCCCCGCGGCGAGAACCUCUCUCCUGCUCCCAUUGAUGGUAUCAUUGACAAGUGGUUCUUCAUCUCUGGUGCUGCUGUGUAA
Aspergillus mulundensis is the source of this 1182-nucleotide messenger RNA. It is a transcript of the gene ipp1, whose product is annotated as inorganic diphosphatase IPP1. Gene Ontology annotation, molecular function: inorganic diphosphate phosphatase activity; magnesium ion binding. The coding region runs from base 1 to 1182 and encodes 393 amino acids. Gene Ontology annotation, biological process: phosphate-containing compound metabolic process. NCBI's taxonomy places the organism in Eukaryota, Fungi, Ascomycota, Eurotiomycetes, Eurotiales, Aspergillaceae. Gene Ontology annotation, cellular component: cytoplasm; nucleus. The record is from RefSeq and is a predicted model, not a curated record. The transcript is spliced from 5 exons.